AUGAUUGGCUUGUACAUUCACAUGAUUGUUGCAGUGAAUUUGUUAGCGGUUGCGUCAGCGGCAAGCAAGGCUAAACUGCGUGGGAAGAUGACCCGGAUGAUAACAAUUUCGUGCCUCGUGUUAACAUUUGUUACACCCUAAAUCGAUUUGUUCCUCUUCCUUGCAUUUGCUGGGAAAGCCAACCUGUCCACUACUGAAAACUUUUUUCUCGCUUUCUUGACAUUUUUCACAAACUGCAUCAACCCCUUAAUCUACGGAUUAAGCAACAAAAAAAUUUCGCCAAAGCUACAAAAAUGUUUCCUCUGUCUUGUUUUGAAUGAGUGCUUGAUGAAACAACAGGAAGAUCACAAAAGAUGA
Messenger RNA from Pocillopora meandrina, 357 nucleotides. NCBI's taxonomy places the organism in Eukaryota, Metazoa, Cnidaria, Anthozoa, Scleractinia, Pocilloporidae. The record is from the annotation of a GenBank genome assembly.